UUUGAAUAUAAUGAUAGUAAUUUUUCCAAUUUUUUAAUAAAUAAUGAAAAGUUAUUGAAGAAAAAUCUUCAUCUUGUUACAUCCAAUUUCCAAUUAUCUGAAACUCAGCAAGAUUUAUUGAGUUAUUCAAUGGAUCGUUUAAAAGAUGAUACUAUUAAUAAGUAUAUGUUUUAUUGUUUGCCCAAAGUAUUAGAAGAAAUGCUUGGAAAAUGUAUUAUGCAAUUAUCUCAAGCUCUCACAUUGGAUCAUGCAAUCAAUUCUAUAAACAUUGAUAAUAUUCAUUCAUCCAAAGAUUAUAUUUCUUAUUUAAUUCAAAACUUCUUAGGUCCCUUAUACAGGAAGUUAACUAAACUUAAUUUUGAUGCUCUACUUCCUUUGUCAGAAGAUAUGAAUAAUAUCUAUUUCGAUAUAUUGAAUAAUCACAGUAUGAAGUCAAAAAAGAACUUUUCUCAGACUUAUUUAUCUGGGAUUAUUUUCUAUAAGAAUAUGAUUAAUUCAAAGGAGAUUUCUAAUCAGGAUUGGGAAUUAAUUCAGUUUAUUUAUGAUUUUACUUGCACUUUCCAUGAAAUUAUAUGCUGUUGUGAAGCAAAUGAAAAUCCAAAUAUUCAUAUGUUAUCUAAAUGGUUGAAAAUACUCAUUAUUCAUAUUUCUACAUUUAGCAAGAGUAGAGCCAUGUUGUUGAAUAUUAAAAUAGAUUCAUAUCUCUUAGAACUCCUUAAUGAAAUUAAACAACUUCAUGACUCAAUACAAGAGAAUUUCAACUUAAUUGUUGCAAGUUAUUUACAUCCAUCAACUAAGAGAUAUCUUAAUGAUCAACAAGUGGGAAGAAUUAAUUCUUAUGUUGGUAAAUUAUCAUCCAAGAAUUCAAAUCAAAAGGAAAGCACGGCUGCUCUGUUAUCUAUAGAUAAUAUGGAAGAUAUGAUUAUGCAAUUAUUUGAUUGUAGUGGGAAGGCAACCAAAGAAUGUUAUAAUUAUGAAACUUCUUCUACUAGUGAAAUCAAAUAUAAUAAGAAUGCUACUUAUAUUUCAAGAGAAAAUGGUCCACAUCUUUUACAUUUUUGGGAAAGAAAUCAAUAUAAGUAUUCUACACUUUCUGAUUUAGCAUCUCAAUCUCUUGGAAUCCAAUUGAGUACAAAUUUAAAGUCCAUUGAAUCCUUUAAGAACGCAUAUGGAGGAUUAAAGAAUGAAGACUGUUAUCCUAUUCAUUUUCUUCAACAAUUCUACGUAUUACAUGGUUUAAGUAAAUGCUAUGAUUUACAACUGUUUGAUCCUAAACAAUCAGACGGUGAUAUAGAUAACUUUAGAAUAGAACCUCCAGAUUAUAUUGAUAUGGAUCUAGAUUCCAGCUUCGAAAUUGAUUUUAAGCAAUAUCAAGCUAAACGAUCCAAGAAAUAAAGAAAUAAAUAAAUUAAGCCUAUAAUUGGUGAGUGAGGGAUGAGGUUUAAUUUUGCAACUCAGCGAAACGUUCGUGCGUAUACCGAAUCCAAUCCAGUUAGCACGGACUCCUUUUUUUCCAAUCUCC
This is a messenger RNA of Scheffersomyces amazonensis, 1522 nucleotides long. RefSeq lists its product as uncharacterized. NCBI's taxonomy places the organism in Eukaryota, Fungi, Ascomycota, Pichiomycetes, Serinales, Debaryomycetaceae. The transcript has a single exon. Bases 130 to 1395 code for a protein of 421 amino acids. The record is from RefSeq and is a predicted model, not a curated record.